AUGUGGGAAGGAGGAGGUCCACGCUACCCCCACCUCUUCCUGCUGCUGCUGCUGGCCUGCCAGCCACAGACCCCCUCUGCUCAGGUGAUGGAUUUCCUAUUUGAGAAGUGGAAACUCUAUGGUGACCAGUGUCUCCACAACCUGAGCCUGCUGCCCCCGCCGACUGAGCUGGUCUGUAACAGAACCUUUGACAAAUAUUCCUGCUGGCCGGACACCCCUCCCAACACCACGGCCAACAUCUCCUGCCCCUGGUACCUGCCCUGGUACCACAAAGUGCAGCACCGCCUCGUCUUCAAGAGGUGUGGGCCUGAUGGGCAGUGGGUGCGUGGGCCUCGGGGGCAGCCGUGGCGAAACGCCUCCCAGUGCCAGAUGGACGACGAGGAGCUUGAAGUCCAGAAGGAGGUGGCCAAGAUGUACAGCAGCUUCCAGGUGAUGUACACGGUGGGCUACUCCCUGUCCCUGGGGGCCCUGUUCCUGGCCCUCGCCACCCUGUUGGGCCUCAGUAAGCUGCACUGCACCCGCAACUACAUCCAUAUGAACCUGUUCGUGUCCUUCAUGCUCAAGGCCAGCUCCGUGCUGGUCAUCGACACGCUGCUUAAGACGCGCUACAGCCAGAGGAUCGGGGACGACAUCAGCGUGAGCGUCUGGCUGAGUGAUGAGGCAGUGGCUGGCUGCCGGGUGGCCGCGGUGUUCAUGCAGUACGGUAUCGUGGCCAACUACUGCUGGCUGUUGGUGGAGGGCGUGUACCUGCACAGCCUGCUGAGCCUCGCCGCCGUCCCUGAGAGGAGCUGCUUCCCCCUCUACCUGGGCAUCGGCUGGGGUGCCCCCAUGCUGUUCGUCAUCCCCUGGGCCGUGGUCAAAUGUCUGUUUGAGAACAUCCAGUGCUGGACUAGCAAUGACAACAUGGCCUUCUGGUGGAUUCUGCGCUUCCCUGUCUUCCUGGCCAUCCUGAUCAACUUCUUCAUCUUCAUCCGUAUCCUUCACCUCCUGGUGGCCAAGCUGCGAGCCCACCAGAUGCGUUAUACUGACUACAAGUUCCGGCUGGCCAAGUCCACACUGACCCUCAUCCCCCUGCUGGGAGUCCACGAGGUGGUAUUCGCCUUUGUGACCGAUGAGCACGCCCAGGGCACCCUGCGCUCCGCCAAGCUCUUCUUCGACCUCUUCCUCAGCUCCUUCCAGGGUCUGCUGGUGGCUGUUCUCUACUGUUUCCUCAACAAGGAGGUGCAGUCAGAGCUGCUGCGGCGCUGGCAUCGCUGGCGGGAGGGUAAAGCACUGCAGGAGGAGCGCCACACCGGCAGCCACACGACCAGGCCCCUCAGGGGCCCCCUCAGUGAGAAGCUGCUGCUUUCAAGGGGCAGUGGCAGCAAUGGGGCCAGCCAGGACCCCUCUGCUGAGACCCGCUUGGCCGGUGGCCUUCCUGGAUCGGCCGAAAACCCCCAGUGA
Molecule: messenger RNA, 1443 nt
Organism: Rangifer tarandus platyrhynchus (Svalbard reindeer)
Lineage: Eukaryota; Metazoa; Chordata; Mammalia; Artiodactyla; Cervidae
Source: the annotation of a GenBank genome assembly